ACCCCAUGCUGGCUCGGUGUUGAAACCAGGGGUGUCUUAAGGGCCUGGGGGACAUGGUGACCACUCCAGGACUGAGGACACCCCUGGGACCUGCCCUGAAGGAUUGGUGGUCACCCUUGUUGACUGAAGUCAGCGAGCCAGGUUCUACUGUGGGCCCUGUAUUGACUGUAGACAGAACCAGCCCAGAGCGCUGCUGUGUACAUUUCUUGGAAUGAAGAACUGAAGACAGCCUCCCCGUACAGGCUGGCUUCCAAGAUUACACCUUCUCCUGCUCCUUUGCCAACUCUAUGACCCUCCAAGACUUCUCUGCCCGGCUCAGGAAUGGCAACAAUGAAGCCGGCAGCUCAGCUACAGUUCCAGAACCUCAUGUCACCGAGCAGGCCCGGCCUCCCUCAGCCUACCCCCAUUCACCAAGAGAAAGUGGCCAAGCUAUGUCCUCGGGUCCAGAAUGAUUCCUGUCCAUCCAAGGAGACAGUAGUGUUACCAUCGCGGGAAGUGCCUCGCCUGCGGGCAGUGGUGGAGAGCCAGGCCUUCAAGAACAUCCUGGUGGACGAGAUGGACAUGAUGGUGUCACGGGCAGCCACGGUCAUCCAAGCCAACUGGAAGGGCUACCGGCUGCGCCAGAAACUCAUCUCCCAGAUGACAGCAGCCAAGGCCAUCCAGGAGGCCUGGCGACGCUUCAGCACACGCCGGCUGAUGCACUCCAACAAGCUGACUGCUAAGAAAGUGAAGAGAGAGGAGGAAGACAUCCCUUACCACCAGCCACAGCAGGUGCGCUUCUGUGCCCCAGAGGACCAACCACCAGCCAUGGUGACUAAAGAGACUCAGUUCCCAUCCUUUGACAAGCUGGUCCUGUCACAAGCCACAGCAGGUCCCUGUGCCAGCAGAGUCCCCAGAGGUGGUCUCCAGCCACAGUGUGUGAUCGACAGAUCCACAGGUACUCAGUAUCAACCGUGCAUGUUGACCAAAACUGUUCGGAGCUCUUGUCUCACGAGACACGUAGAGGGGGACAGUCUGAAGAUCAGGCAUGUGGCUUCUAAGACCGUCAAAGUGGGGACCCUAGAGUCAGCAGCAACAGGGAUAUAUGGCCAGGCCAUUCAUGGAUCCCUGAAGACCCAGACCCAGGUCCACACAGAAACAGAUGUCCCCAAGGCCCCACUACAUAUAUAUCCAGUCAACAAGACCCCUACCAAGGUGUGUCCAGUGGCUGCUGCUAUCCCUAAAUCCCCAGGCACAAUGCCCACAGCACCAAAGAGUGCACCACAGACACGCCCCAUAUACCUAGCGACACCCAUGAAGAUGCAAGCAGCAACCAGCCCGGCCUCCCCAAUGAUGAGGCCCCCGGCUCCUGUGCGACCCAACUCUUCACUCUCUAACACCACAGCACAGAUGCGUUCCAUGGUCCCAGGGACCACGGCUCCCAGGGUACAGCCCCCAGGGCCUGCUGUGGCCUCUACCAUCAAGGCCUUACCAUGCUUUGGAGUUCCUGUCACUAAGGUCCUGCUGCAAACUCGCCCUGGGUUCACAGCAACAAAGACCUCACCCCAGAUGCGACCGAUGACCAGAAGCCAAGCUCAGACCUACACAGUGUCCACCUCACCCAAAACCACCCAGUCAAGCCCCACGGUCAAGCCUUCACCUCAGACGCGCCUGGCAGCUAUAAUAACCAAGACCCCAGCUCAGUUACGCUCCGUUGCUGCUGUACUCAGGACCCUGUGUGGUGGUUCAACUGAGGCGGAAGACUCGAGUCCCAAGUAUUCAUCCCAUAGUCCAGUGGCUGCUGGCAACACUCCAUCCCAGGUCCACUUGAAUAGCACAAAGGCCAAGGUCGCCGUGAACACCAAGCAGGCCGCCACGGUCGUCAAGGUGGCUUCUCAGUUAUAUUUGGCAGAGGGCAAGAUCAGGUGCGGGUCCCAGGGAAAUCUAGACAGCAUAGUUCCUAAGCCUUCAGCCAGGUCUCCAUCGGACGUAGAGAAGAUGAAGCCUGGUCCCACAAGGGCCUCCAAGAAGGAAGCAGCUUUCAAAACUAACACAGCCAUUGCAACCAGAGCUCUGUCUUGGACAAAAGUGAUGGAAGAUCGGAGCAAGGCCCUGACUCAGAUGGAGCAGAGGGCAGAGAUUGUAAAGGUUCACUAUAGGGUGUACAUGCCUGAGGAGGUUACUGUGACCCUGACCCAGGCCCAGCUGGCUGUUCCCCUGACCAAGAGCUCCUUCCAAACCCCGCCAGCACCCUGCCAUGCCCAAACUCCAUCGGCCUCACCCUUCUGUAAAGCCGUGUCCCAGUCUUGCACACCCUCCAGGCUGACCCUAGGCACACCUGAAGGACGGCAUCCCCCUGUAGGUCUCUCUGCCUCCCUGUCGUCCUCGCCACUGGCCACACACUUGAUGUCGCUCACAGCCCAGCUCCAACCUGCUUGCGAACAGGCUAGAUCUCGAGAUCAUCUGACCACGGCAUGUCCAGCCUCGGCCUCCCUGCACACACGCUCCUUGGGAAUGACCUUAGUCCCUCCUGAAGCACACCCAAACGCAUAUUCGCCCACCUCUGCUCCCCAGCACCACAUGGCCUCUCUCCGAGCAAAGAGCUCAUCUCAGCUGUGUCCACCUGCUGAGCGUGCCAAGACCUCGCACACUAAAACCACCAGGGCAACGUGCCAGGUCUGUCCAUCCGCUAAGCUCAGCAAGGCCCCAUCCCUGGCCCAGCUCAUCACAUGUCUGGCUAAGGUUCCGUCCCAGGCCCAGCUGCCCACUGAAACAGCCAAGUGUCUUUUGGCUGCCCACCCUACCACUGACCUCAGUAGCAAGACCCAGUCGCAGACAUUCCUGAGCUCUUCCAAGGCAUCUGUCCAGUUGUGGCAACAUUUGGGGACACUUAGCGCUGGAGCCCGUGCCAAGCCAGAUGACAGGAGCGUGGCCCAGCCCCAGCUCCAUACCCAUGCACCAAACAAGACCAUGCAGAACCUACGUACAGUAGCCACCGAUAGCCAAGGCAUGCUGGUACCUGUGAUGACUCCCAGUGGACACUCUGUGUGCAAUGCAGAAUCCUGGGGUGACACUGGACGGGCACGGACCCCACCUCCAUCCCCUAUGCCCAACCAGGCAGUGUCCUGCCAUGACGACCUGGCAGCAUCUGUUGCAUCCCUAUGUGCAGACCUGGUGGCCAUGCUGGGCUCUCCUGAGGACCUGCGUACACUCCUGGUCAAGACACUUUCUCAGGGGGAAGUAAGGACUGCAUUGAGCCAGGCCCUAUCCCGGGAGGUCCUGGGGCCAUCUGUGGUCAAGGCUCUGCCUCAAGGCAUGCUGGGAAUGGCACUGAUGAAGGCACUGUCAUGGGGUGAACUGGGUGUCUCCCUGUCCCGGGCCCUGUCCCGUGGUGAGCUUCGUCCAGAACUCAACAAGGCCACACAGGGCAAGCUGGCCGAGGUCCUGUGUAAGGCCUUGACAGAAGAUGAGAGGGCCACGCUCAGCCAGGCGCUGUGCCAGGGUGAGCUGGGUGCUGUCUUCACUCAGUCCUUGGCCCAGAUGGCCCAGAGGACAGGCACCUUCCUCCCUAAGGCCACCUCAAAAACAGUGGGGAGUCGGAUGACCACAGCACCUGCCCCAGUGGAGGUGACUUGCAGCAAGAGUCUGUCGGUGGCAUGGGGAUCUGCGCUGGGUCCUGUAGGAGCACGGUGUAGCAAGGUCAGGCCAUGGGAGGGCUUGACCUGGGAACAGCCUGAUGGGAUCCUGUGGGAGAAAAGGGUUGGGGUCACAUUGGAAGGGUCACCCUGCUCGCCACAGUCCACCAUAGACUCUUUUACUGGUGGGAUGGUCACCAGCACUUACAACUGUCCCCUACUCAAAAUACCCACACUGUCAGGGGAGCUAGGUUCGGUCCUUUAUUCUGGUCUAUAUAUGAAGUCAUUGGGUCUUGAUUCCAUGGCAUGUGGUGAGGGUCCCCAUGUCCCCAAGCGACCAUCCCAGCCACCACCUCCUGGUCCAUGGAAGCCACUUGUUGCCAAUGGUAUAGGCCCAAGCACUAACCAGCCAACAGUAACCAGUAAUACCACAGCCCCAAGCUCCCAGCAGCCAUCUGUGGCCACCAGGGUACCCUACCCAGGGUCGUCGUACAGAGAGGGCAACGUGGUGGCCAGCAAGCACUUGGGUCAUGUGGGUGAUGGGAAGUCCCCCAUGUCCCCAUGGCCCUCUACCGCUUGUCAUGGCAAUGUGUGUCAGUGUUCAACACCGGGGAUGCAUAAGAAGUCUCCCUGUAGCUAUUGCUCUUCCCUAGUCAAGAGUCACAGCUCAUCGCCCAAGGAGACUUGUAGGCAGGUCCAGCUGUCAGGCCACAGACGAGUAACGGCACCACCAGGCAGUAAAAACACGGCCACCAUAGUGAGGAAUGUAGGAAAUGAACAGUGUAAUGAUCAGCCACCAUCAGUGUUCCUAAAUCCUAAGUCACAGAAAGUCCCCAGCAGGUCCACCCCCAAACAGGAAAAACACCCCCACGUGUCCUCGACCUCACCCCAUUCCCUGAGCAAGGCUCCUGGCCGCCGCCACAAGUCCCUUCUUGAUGAGUUACUAGCCAAGAUCCCACAGCACCCACAGAUUGUGUUAGGCAAGAGCUAUCCCAGGGUCCGCUGCCAGGACAGCUGUAACUCUCAGAGCUCCCUGCAGAGCAGCCCUUCAGCUAGCUUGCCGCCUUCAGAGGUUCUGGAAUGUAGCAGGGAGGAUGACAUGCAGGACUUCCAGCCCAAAUUGAAGGAGAUCAGAGACGCGAGGUACAGGCUUCAGGGGCAGCUGGAGAGAACAUGUCCAGCUGGUCUUCAGCGCACGCUCCCCAAGUUCCAACAGCCCCCUCUGGUACCUGAGCCUCUCCUCUCAAGCUCCAGCCUGGCCUCAAAUCUCCACUGGGAGUCAGAUAGUGGGUCAGACUAUAGUACUGGGGACCUAACUGAGGGACUGUCCCAGGACACAACUGCAACCUCACAUAGAAGGGGUCAGGUUCAGGCCAGGGGCCAGAAACCAAAUGGGGUCACUUGCCUGGAUUCUGUCCAACCCAAAGACAAAUUGGCUCAUGGUAGAGUCCUAAGCCCUGGACAGGCAUGCAGGACCAGUGAGGGAUCUCAAUGCCUAAGCCAAGGGGCUAAGGCCAAGGGGCUGUAUCCAAGUUUAUCUCAGCCUGCAGGGUCCAGUGCUGUGUCCCCAAGCCUGGCUCAGCCAUCCACGGGCACUGGGGUGGCCCCAAACCUGGCCCAUCCACCUGCUGCCACUGCUGUGUCCCCAAGCCUGGCUCAGCCAUCCACGGGCACUGGGGUGGCCCCAAACCUGGCCCAUCCACCUGCUGCCACUAGAGGGUCCCCAACUUCAGCCCAGCCAUCCAUGGACACUAGAGUAUUCCCAGGCCUGACAGAACCACUGAUAUAUUAUGGGUCACCUACAAAUUUUAGUCAACCAUUUAUGUACGCUGGAGGGCCCCCAAUCUAUACCCAGAAACAUAUGGCCUCUAGUGUACCCGCAAACUUUAUGCAGGCAUCUGGUGCUGGUGUGGUGACCUUAAACAACCAGCCAGUGAGCAUUGGGGCAACUUCAGGCCAAGCCCAGCCAUCUGACACCACCCACAGAGCCCCGAGGCCCGCUCAGUCACCUCUGAGUAGGUGGCCACCGCCUGGCUCCUCCUCCAUGCCCACACAAGGUGCAGGGCAUCCAGAUUCAGUCCAGACAUCUGUUGCCACCGGGGUGUUUCCAAGCUUUUUCCAGCCAUUCCCAUCCUACAGCAUUCCUUCACAUUUCGCUCAACCUUAUAUGGCCACCAUUGUAACCCCAAACUAUGUGCAGCCAUGUAUCCCCCACAGCGUGUCUCCAAGCCUAGCCCAGGCUUUUGUGGUCAGUGUUAGGUCCCCAACCCUGGCCCAUGUAUCUGUGGCUAACAGGGCUUCUCCAAACCCCAGUCAGCCAACCACAGCCAGCACUGUGGUCCCUGGAGUACUCAAGGUGCCACUGUCCACCAGGGUGCCCCCAAGUCUGAACUCCCCAUUUCUGGCUCCCAGAAUAUACCCUGAUCUCUCCAAUGCACCCACGGCUACCUUGGGAGCUCUGAGCCUGUUACCGCCCACCGUGGUGUGUGGGAUGGGUCGCGGGGUCAGCAGUCCAGCUUUCCCCCUACAGCAGCACACACAGCGGAAAAGCAGUACAGCUCAAGGCCAGCCCUCUAUGUCCAACCAAGGGUGGGCACAGCCCUGUGUGAAACAUACACCAGGCCAGCCAUUGCUGGGAGUCUGCAGCAGCCCAGGUGGAAACUUGCCAAUAGGUACCAGGAACCGGUCCACCCCUCGGGAUUCCACAGUUCACUCAAAGCCGACCCAGGCUAGCAAGGGGCCCCCAAGUCCUGUGGCUCAGCCCAUCCAUGGCCUUGGCCAGCCUUCCGUGGCUCCUGCAGAGGACAAUGGCCUGGCUGUAGGGGCCAGUGUUCCAUGCCAGGCUUUGUUUAGGGGCAUCGCCCCAGGGAUGCCCCAGGGGCCUCUGACUACUGGACUGUUCCUAAGUGUGUGUCAGGGGGCUAACCCACCCCCCAUGGCUGCGUGGGCCUUGCCAGCAGAUGCCCACUGGCCUCAAAAUCAGGCUGCCAUGGCCACAGGUGUGGGCCAGAGCCCAUGCCCAGCUGCGAUGCCCAGAAUGCAGGUUCCAUCCAAGCUCUUCACAAACCAGCUGGGCACCAGCAUCCCUCAGCCCUGUGCCACUCUCCCUAUUACAUUAGACCCCCAGCUCUUCUCUAUGGCUACCAUGGUUCCACCCAGUUACCAAUAUGUAGGUAUGAUCAUUGCAGAUCCAGCAGGUGCUAUGGGUGGGGCUUUGCCCCAGGAUUCAGUAGAUGGAAAGGAGUCUGCCGCACCUGCCAUCAAGCCUGCAGUUAAAAGCAAGACUCCCAACCUUCCUCAGGUGUCUAUGACCAAGGGUGUAGGCAAGAGUGUCCCCCCUGAGUCCACAGUGAAAGAUGUGGUACAGAUUGCCCCCCCAGAGUCCAUGGUGGAUGGUGUGACCCAGAAUGUUGCCCCAGGGUCCACGGUAGGUGUCAGGACCCAGAACCUAUUGACAGAAUCAGUGAUUAGUGGUGAGGGUCAGAGACCCCACAGAGGCGCUGGAGCCAGUGAUGUGGCCCUCAACCUCCCUCCAUGCCCUGUGGGUAGCAGCAAGGCCCCUAGUCACCCUCAAGAGAUGAAUGGCGGUAGGGAGAACCUGAGCCCAGCUGGAGAACCCUCACCAAACUCCCAUAGUCCAAGCCUCUGCCCAAAUUUUAUGGCCAGCAGGACAAGUAACAUGGCCCCACUGGGGUCCAUGCUGGUAGGGAUCUGUCCACGUCCCUUUCAGGCAAUACAGUAUAGGGAAGCCGCCCAGGUCCCCUUCCUGGUACCAGCUGUCACCGGCCUGGCCAACGCUCACUUACCAGCAGCACAGACACUGGCUGAAGACCCCCACCACUCGCCCACAGUCUUGUCAAAUGCCUCACAGGUUAGUCAAGACCCGAGGCUGACAAAGCUUGUAGGUGUCCACGAUCUGACCCUGCCAAAGCCAGGACAAAUGGCUGACACAGGGUCCUCAACAGUGGCACGUAGCAUAGACUCUGUCAAACCUGAGGGCACCGAGACUGAGUCAAAAUUGGGGGCAUCACCGACAGGCCUUGGUGCCACAGGAAGGGAGUAUCACGGACAUGAGCCUCUGGCAGCUGAAAAUGCUCUCAGAGACCAAAUAUUCUCAAAAGCCCUGUUGAACAAGGAGGUUCCCAGACAAGCCAACGGUGUGCCCUCUGUCCCUAAGCAGGCCCCAAGUUUAGGUAAGCACUCCAUAGCCAGCGGCGUCACCAUUCAGCCCUUAGUCUCAGAAAACACCAGUGAGCCGCCCAGCCUCCACCCUGAUCACAGGGUCCCGAGCUUGCAGGAGGCCCCUGCGGACAACUCGAGCCAACCUGUGGCUCCUAAUGUCUCAGUAGGACCACAGCUGAGUACAGGCAGAGCUGGGUCAGCUGAGCUGCCUCUGGGGUUAGGGGAGGUCAAGCCUGGAAGCCCCAGGGCUGUUCAGAGUUCAGAGGGUACAGACUCAGCACCCCCACCUAAAAAUGGGGCAUCUAGUGCCUCCCAGAUGGGAGAACCUCAGGGCCACACCAAGAGUGACCACCAAGGGUCCCUCACUGAUGAAAAGUCCUACCAAUCCAAUCAAGGCAGUUUGGUUUCAGAAGUUCUAGAAGGUCCCAUGAACAGAUUGUUCCCCUUGAGUCAUCCAUUCAAGUCAGUACCGGGGGUCUCAUUAGACAGUCACAAGGAGCCCACAGGGACAUCCAUGAUGGGCAUCACACCCACCAUCCACACAGGGAAUGAGAGGAGACAGGAGGCAUCCUCAGGAGUUCGGAGGGUGUCUCUGGUCCAUGAGCCAUCAUCAAAUGGCUCCCAGAGACCCCUUCUUGAUGAGGCUGCCCAGGACACCAGACAGGCUGGCCCAGUAAGAACAGUGCUAAACCUCAUCGCACACCUUGAGCAGAGGCCCCCUCCUGUCACAGGCUCCAGAGUUAGCUAUGAUAGGAGUUCCGUGGUCCCAAACAUGCCCCAUGACCAAAAUGUUGAGUAUAUCAAGAGCUCUGUCACUGGAUGUGGUAAAGUCUCACAAAUCUCCAUUGCAGCUCUCAGUCAAAACCAACAGGUCACAGGCCCUAAAACUAGUUUUAAUGAAGCCUCUCAAAAAGUCUCCACCAUGCUCUAUGGCCACAGACUUCAACAUAUCACGGUGUAUGAAACAAGCCUCAGUGGGAGUUCCCAGGGCCCCAGAACCACACCCCACAGCCACAGACCCCAUCUUGUUACACACCCUAAAACUGGCCAUAAUAUGAUAUCCCCAUCCCCCACUGUACCCCAGGGCCCUGUGGAUGCCGGCCUGGCUACUGGCCAGUCAUGGAAUUCCAAAGUCCCCAACGUAUCGGUCAGAGCCACAGCACAUGCUGGGGCACCCCAAGGCAUAUGGCAUCCCAACAGGGGCUACAAGCCAUGGGACCCCUCUGGUGCAGAGGCCCUGCUGGACCGCAAGCCUUCAGCUGAGCUGCUGAUGUCAGUACAGGCCAUGGAGAAAGUUGUCGUCCAGGCCGUUGUCACCAUUCAAGCGUGCGCUCGUGGCUACCUGGUACGCCGCACUGUGAAAGUGUGGCAUCAAUGGGCUACCAUCAUCCAAGCUACAUGGCGUGGUUACCGGGUACGACGGAAUCUGGAAAGGCUGUUCAGGGCUACUACCAUCAUCCAGGCUGCCUGGCGUGGCUACUGCAUUCGCCGGACCCAGGCCCGGGUCCGACAGGUACUGCACCCUACUGCGCGGCCAGAGCACAGUGGCAGAACCCAGGGAAACUUGGACAACAGAAACAGCUCCGAGCACCGCUGUUUCCUAUCCUGUCAGCCAGAUGUCUGCAGCGUCUGCCAAUCCCUGGGUCCCCCAGUAGAGAGUCCGCCCAGCGUUGUGAUGCUCGUGGGGUCCCAGCCACGAACUUGCCAUGUGUGUGGUCACACGCUGUCCACACGCGUGGUGCAGGGCUUUGGCCGGGGCGUCUCGGGCCAGUCUCUCUCUGGAUGGACCUCAGCAUCCCAGCAGAACACCCUUCUUAACCAGCAACACAGAGCAUGCACCAUCAUCCAGGCAGCCUGGAAGGGCUACAGGACCCGCCGGCAGCUCAGCCAGAAGCAGUCUGCAGCCAAGAUGGUUCAGGCAAUGUGGAGGGGCCAUUACACUCGAAGCUGCCUCACCACGGAUGCACUCUUAGGAACAGGAGGCCCGUGGAGCAUCUCCAGGAACACUUCACGCUGCCGUACCUCAAAGUCUUACUCUAUGCACUGGCCUGGCGUCUAAGGCCCCUCCCUGUCGGCAAGAGACACCAACAUGGCCAUGUGGCCCCAUGAGUCUUGUGAAUAAAGCAUGCUACAGCCUG
Messenger RNA from Mastomys coucha (southern multimammate mouse), 9934 nucleotides. RefSeq names its product IQ motif containing N (gene Iqcn). Bases 322 to 9855 code for a protein of 3177 amino acids. The transcript has 3 exons. The record is from RefSeq and is a predicted model, not a curated record. Gene Ontology annotation, molecular function: protein binding. NCBI's taxonomy places the organism in Eukaryota, Metazoa, Chordata, Mammalia, Rodentia, Muridae.